AUGAGUUUGCUAAGUCUUUGUAAGAAAAGGAUAGUAGAGGAGAUCAUUUCGCCGGUACAUGCAAUGUCUGCUUCUGGGAGCGAUGGAUAUUUAACUAUGGUAGUUGAUCAGUUUACACUGAAAGUAAUUUCUUCUUCCUGUUCAUUUUAUGAUAUUAUUGAGGCAGGAGUAACAAUAGUUGAGCAGUUACAUUCAAAAAGAGAGCCAUUAAGAAAAAUGGAUUGUAUUUACUUUAUAACUGGCAAUAAAAGAAAUCUUGAACGUGUUCAGAGAGAUUAUGAAGGUGGAGGGAUGUAUAGGUCGGCUCAUUUAUUUGUUACUGGUUUUAGGGGAGAGAGAAUAUCAGGUUUUGACAUACUUUCCAACCAUGAUGGCCUUCUUAGAAAGUUAUUAACCUUUAAAGAAGUUAAUUUAGACUUCAUUCCAUAUGAUAGUAGAACUUUCUAUAUUGAUAAUGAAGGUUUAUUCAAAACUAGUCUUGAUCUUUCUGAAAAGCUUCAGCAACAAAUCAUGUCUGGAAUUAAUACUUUAUGUAAGACUCUUGGUAUUAAUACCAAGCCAAUAAUAAGAUAUCAAAAUUGUGGAAGAGUAGAGGUAUCAGCAGAAUGUAAGAAUUUUGCUGAUAAGCUUAAUAACUUGCAGAAUGGAAGUGCUGAGAGCAGUGAAGAAUGUACCAUAUUAUUGUUAGAUAGAAGCUUUGAUGCUGCUCCAUUAUAUAUACACGAUUACCAUUACCAGGCAUUAGCCUAUGAUCUAUUGAAAAUUCCAGUAUCUCUAAGUAAUCCUGAUAAUUACAAUAUUGUAUCAAAUACUAGAUUUGAAAAUACUGAUUUCAAAAGUAGUGAUAACCAAAAGAUGGACGACGUAUAUGAAUAUGAAAUCUCUAGUACCGGAGGUAAAAAAGAGACAAAAAAGGCAGUACUUGAUGAAAGGGAUUCAAAAUGGGUAUUGUAUAGACAUGAUCAUAUUGGAAAUGUGAACCAAGCAAUUACGGAUGAAACUUUAAAGUUUACCCAUAAUAAUGUGACAGCAAAGAUUCAUAGAGGAAAUAAUAAAGAAUCGAAUAUUUCAACUAGCGAAACAAUUCAAGUUGUAAGGACUUUGCCUCAAUAUCAACAGACACUUUCUCGUUACUGGACACAUAUUAGUUUGAUUGGGGAAUGUUAUGAUAUAUUAAAAAAAAAUGACAUUACAUCUAUUGGCGAGAUUGAGCAAUGUAUUGCAACAAUGUUAGAUUCUGAUGGAAAGUCCUUAAGUGCAACUAAACAAAGAAGUAAUCUUCUUGCUGUGUUAGGCAAUUCUACACUAGGAAGGCUAGAUGAGGAAUUUCCAGUCAUUAAGGACAGUAAUGACAAACUUAGAUUGAUUUUAUUAUAUAUCUCACAUUAUACAGGAGUAAGUAAUGAUGAUUUAAAUCAGCUAAUUGAUUUCGGAAAACUCUCAAACGACGAUCAAAUCGUGCUUAAGAAACUUCUUGGAUUAGGUUUGUGUAACUCAUUUGAAGAUAUUGCAACAGGAAAUGGGAAACAUAUUCAUAAAUAUGAGAUUAGUAAUAAAGAAAGAGUUAAAUACUUUAAGCAGAGAUUGAGAAAUAUAGAAAUUAACCUUUCUAGAUUUGAGCCUCUAAUAAAGACUAUUGUUUAUCAUCUUCUUUGUCAGCUUAAUAUUGGUAAUAACUCGAUAAUUUCUUAUAAUACUUUUAAUCAAAAGAAUUUUAACGAAGACUUUCCCUGUGUUGGCAAAUCAAAUACUAAUGAAGGCCCUUACUAUUUACUUGGAAACUUUAAUCAUAUUCAAUCUCACUCCUUUUCUUUGCCUAGGUAUUCUUUGAAUAGGAAAGUCGUGAUUGUAUUUGUAUUAGGGUCCAUCACAUUUCCGGAAAUUAGAUGUAUUUAUGAGCUUAUGAAUGAAUCGAAUUCUAACAUUUAUAUUGGAGGAAUUAAUAUCACUACUCCUACUCAACUUAUAAACCAAGUUCUUUACUCGUAG
Molecule: messenger RNA, 1989 nt
Organism: Cryptosporidium ubiquitum
Lineage: Eukaryota; Apicomplexa; Conoidasida; Eucoccidiorida; Cryptosporidiidae
Product: syntaxin binding protein
Exons: 1
Coding region: 1-1989 (662 amino acids)
Biological process (GO): intracellular protein transport; vesicle-mediated transport
Cellular component (GO): plasma membrane; secretory granule
Molecular function (GO): syntaxin binding
Source: RefSeq, a predicted model, not a curated record